AUGGCUUCUUCAUCAUCAUCUUCGAGCAGCUACUCAAGCCCUCCGUGCGCCUCCUGCAAAUUCCUGCGACUGAGAUGCCUAUCCGGCUGUAUCUUCGCUGCGUAUUUCCCGGCGGAGGAGCCGACGAAGUUCGUGAACGUGCACAAGAUCUUCGGCGUCAGCAACGUGAGCAAGCUGCUGAACGAGAUCCCGCCUCACCAGCGCGAGGACACCGUGAAGUCGCUGGCUUACGAAGCCGAGGCUCGGCUGAAAGAUCCCGUCUACGGCUCUUGCUUUGAAGGGCCUUUCAUAGCUGGAAGAAUAGCUGGAACUCCACUCUUCGGCGGCUAA
Messenger RNA from Salvia miltiorrhiza (redroot sage), 330 nucleotides. Its product is annotated as LOB domain-containing protein 25-like. The record is from RefSeq and is a predicted model, not a curated record. Bases 1 to 330 code for a protein of 109 amino acids. NCBI's taxonomy places the organism in Eukaryota, Viridiplantae, Streptophyta, Magnoliopsida, Lamiales, Lamiaceae. The transcript has 2 exons.